Triticum aestivum (bread wheat) is the source of this 1459-nucleotide messenger RNA. RefSeq lists its product as uncharacterized. Bases 1 to 1098 code for a protein of 365 amino acids. The record is from RefSeq and is a predicted model, not a curated record. The transcript has a single exon. NCBI's taxonomy places the organism in Eukaryota, Viridiplantae, Streptophyta, Magnoliopsida, Poales, Poaceae.
AUGACUCUGGUGUUCUGCGACAGGUGGUACGGGCUCGUCUACGACGCCGCCAAGAACUCGCUCUCGCUGCUCCCCGCCACCAUGGAUUCCUUCGAGGGCUACGACUUCGCGUCGAGAGUUGAUUCUGUGCCCUUCUUCUUCCUGAGGCCACCUGCUGUCCUGCCACGCGACGACGGUUCCUACGAUCUGUUCAAUCUGGGGUUCCGUUUCGCUACACGCGACAGAGUGUUGCAGGGGUCGUCGGGCAUCAUCUUCCGGUGGUGGAGCCAUGCCGCUGGCAAGAAGUGGACGAAGCAGGAGGCGCGCUUCAGCCCGCAUACCCAGGUGCCGCGCCAGCCGGCUUACAAAGUAGACGCGGCCUUCACUUUCAAAGGGAAGGUUUUCUGGGCCGAUCUCAUGCUUGGCGCCAUUGUCUGUGACAUGCCAUCCACCCGUACCACUACCAGCGAAGACGAAGACCACGUGGAGCUGGACUUCAUCCAUCUUCCCCAGGAGUGCCAAGGCCGUGACUUCUCCCGCAGUUACCCCAAGGACCGUCGGACCAUGGGCCCUGUCGGGGACUCCAUAAAGCUCAUCUCCAUCGUCACCAUCAGUGGCGACAACCCCCGUGACAACACGCCCCCUGCCGAUGUCGUGUUGCGGAGCUGGACCCUGUCGCCAGAUCUCCGCUCAUGGACGAGAGACCAAGACAUGGAGCUGCCCUUGCCCCUGCUCUGGCAGUCGGAGGUCUACAAGCGCGAGAGGCUGCCGCAGGCCAUGCCGCAGUGCCCAGUCCUCAAGGCCGACGAGGAUGGUGUCCUUUACCUCUUGCUGGGAGAUUACUACCUCGAUUGGGAGAGAAGGGCUCGGCUAUGCAGGGAGAUUGAGUGUGUGAUCAGCAUCGACAUGCGCACAAAGUCUCUCCUGUCCUGCAGCCAUCGUCCGAUCAAAGAUGGCUUGCCGGCGCCAGCGCCAUGGGAAGAAGUCCAGCCUUCCAAAGAUUUCCAUCCUGACAUACCUUCCCUGGUUGCUGCCAAGUUCUGCGCGAACCACACUGGAUGGUCUCAUUGUCUUCUCCACAAGGAAAAGAAGAAUCGUCUGAUAUACUGUAGAUGGUAAUUUGAGUCUGAAUCUACUACUGCUACUCCUCCUACCUGAUGUCAUUUGCGCACAUUCUGCUAGAUUGAUGACUAGCAUUUGCGUGAUCAACCAUAAUUUGUGCUUGACUGCAUUGUUAAAGGGUGUUCUUCUUUCUGAAAAAAAUUAGAGGAUGUCCUUGAUACUUCUUGGUGACUAGCUAGUCUAACAAUGCUACAUUUGCUACUGCUUGCACGGAAAGAAGGAAGAUCAGCUCAAGUCGCCGUGCUUUCAUCGGUGUAGCUCUUGCUUCAAUUGUUGUGGUUAUUUACCUUCUGUGCUUUCUACGUAUAUGUAGUAGAGUCGGAGUUUGGUGGUUUAAAUAUGGCAGAGUUGAAACUUA